GGGGUUCGAAAGAAGCUAAAGAAAAAUUAUCUUUUACAUCUUUAUGAAAUUCCAAUCCCUUCUUUGAUGGGCCAGGCGGCAUCCGAUGCCCUUUUCAUACGCGCCUUAUAUGUUGAUGCUUGUGUUGUUAUUUUGCACAGCCCUUUUUGUUUUGUUUGGAGUUGCUGAGGCCUGAAUUUGAAGGGAAAAGAGGAAGCUUUCGCAGAAGCAAGAGGGAUGAAUGAUUGGGCUGCUCCUCUGAUCGCUUCCGCUCUGUUUGCGUUUCUCUCGCCGGGGAUGGUGGUCCAGAUGCCAGGGAAGGAACGGCCGGUGGACUUCUUGAACAUGAAGACUAACUUAGCCUCCAUAUUUGUGCAUGCUGUUCUCUUUCAUCGCGAGGUCAGCGGAAGCACAAGGAUGGCGACGAUGGAGGAGGGAGGAGGAGGCGGAGGUUUUCCGUUUCCGUACUGGACGUCGGUUCGCCGGAGGUUCGAUCCCGAUUCCGCUUUCUUCUCCUCCGGCAACGUCGAGCGCGAACUCCUCGCUAAGCAGGUUGCACUGGAUUUAACUGAAGAUGAGAGGCAUCAACUUCAGGACUUGAUGGAUGAGGAAAGCAGGGGAGUUUUCUGUCCAAUUGCUGGCUGUGGUGCACACUUAACAUCUUUAGAGAACUUUGAAGAUCAUUACAAUGCACGGCAUACAGCUUCUUGUUCGGUUUGCUCCAGAGUUUACCCAACAUCCAGACUCCUCAGCAUACAUGUGUCAGAAGCACAUGAUUCUUUCUUUCAAGCAAAGGUUGCUCGUGGUUUUGCUAUGUAUGAAUGCUUGGUGGAAGGCUGUGGAUUGAAGUUCAAAACCUACAAAGCUCGACAACGGCAUCUAAUCGACAAGCAUAAGUUCCCCAUUUCCUUUGAGUUUUACAAAAAGGGUCAUCCAUCUAAGAAGCAGAGACAAAAGAACCAACGUAAGCCGGCCACUCAUAAGAAAGAGGUAGCUCCAAGUGCAAUGGAAGUGGAAAAUGAAGCCAUGGAUGAACUUGUUUCGGCAGUCUCCAAAUUAAGCACUUCAGACUCUCCUACGUCCAUCAGCUUUGGUCGUCGCCACACACGAGGCUUGCCAUUUGUCCCUCGAGCUAUCCAGCAUGGGAGAACAUAAGAAUCCCUGAAUUCUUAUAGAAAGCACUAAAGCAGUAAUCAUUGCGCUAAAUUGAGUUUCAGGGGAUGCACUCUAUAAUUUAUUUUGGUGAGUUUUUCCUACUUCGGUUCUGUAUAGCAUGGCCUAUUUGACUGAACAACACUAACUCAAGUUUUGAAAGGUCGUGAAAGAGCUUCCUGAUUGUAUAUUAGUCAUGAUCUACGAUUCUUGAUGCAGAUUGAACAUUUCGUAGAUUGACCUUAAAAAAGGUGAUGCAUCGAGCUUCUCAAGUUGUCAUGUUGUUUUGUGAUCUAUCAGUCGAUUUUCAAAUUUUCCACAA
Molecule: messenger RNA, 1453 nt
Organism: Syzygium oleosum
Lineage: Eukaryota; Viridiplantae; Streptophyta; Magnoliopsida; Myrtales; Myrtaceae
Exons: 5
Coding region: 217-1134 (305 amino acids)
Source: RefSeq, a predicted model, not a curated record